UUAAAGGCGGGUGCUCGGUUUCCCGACGACCAGUUGCUCCCUGGAAGCCUCACCAUCGUUUUCCUUCGGUCAAGUCUCGAGAUUCUGAAGAAAUAACACAGGACUUUCUGCUGCUGGGCAACAAUUUUUUACAGGACCUAAAAAUGAAUGUAGCAGUAAAAGUGGCCCAGCCAGCCAUACUACUCCUUUUGUUGGUUUGGUCGGGAUCAGAUUAUGCUUCGGCCGAAAAACUGUCCGUAAUCCUACCCGGACAAAACACGGAAUUCAACAUCGGCGACGACCACAAACACGUCGACUUCGACAUCAGGUCCAGCGGUGCCUUGGGCCUCAGCAUACCUGUACCCCCAAAUGGAGGACCGGCUGCGACUCCGAAGUCACCCCAAUUGGUGCUGGAUGCCCCGCCCGCAGCCGUACCCACCUCUCCCCCGGGCAUAAAUGGAGGCGGUAGCAUCUUCAGGAACAACGGCGGCCUCUUUCCCGACACCAGACCAGCUAUAAGUGGUUUAUAUCAGACUCCUGACCUAGCACCUGUGCCACAACCGUCGAUUCAAGACGCCUGCAAAGCCGAAACCGUCAUCCUGACAUCAACUGCAAUAGUGACCUCCACAAGACUCUCAAUAUCGCAGGUGGUUGUUCCCACGACAAUAGUACAAGACCGUGUUGUCACUUCUACAGACAUCAGAUACCAAAGCGUUUACAGGACGAACUAUGUCACCGUGCAAGCCCCACCACAGACUAGAGUGGAAACCACAACUCUGACGUCAGAGGUUGUACGAUCUGAAACAGUAUUCAGGACAUCAACAAGAGUUCAGCAGCAAUACUUUACAACCACCGAUGUCCAAGUUCGUACUCAGGUCGUGACUUCUCAAGUGGUCGAACCAACUUACAUCACAGUGACUUCAACGCAGAUUCAGUACCAACCAAACACCUGCGAGGCUACCACAAGUACCUCCACCUAUGCCGGCUACUCAUACCCUACCCCGGGAGGCUCCGAGGCCAAUUACGAGAGCAGCUACGGGACAGGUUCGUAUGGCAGCAGCUACUACGGCAACGGCGGUGGCUCCAGCAGCUACGGCAAUGGAGGAGGAUACUGGCUAGGUUACCAAGGAAACGGAUACUACGGUGAUUCCUACAAGAGACCUACCAGGCAAAGGACCAGGAACAAAGGGAUCUUCGGAAAGUGGUUCUAAAAAAAUAAACAAAAACAAAAAAAUUCUAGCAGAGAAAACUACCUCCUUCUAGAUUUUAUGAUGACCGCCAGAAUUGGCAAAAUAUACAUAUUCUGCACUAUUGUGGUGGAAACAGGAAUAAUCAACAGAAAGAUACAAACUUGAGAGUAAUAACAUAUACACACCUAUUCUCUCUCUCUCUCUCUCUCUCUCUCUCUCUCU
Macrobrachium nipponense is the source of this 1391-nucleotide messenger RNA. Its product is annotated as mucin-5AC-like. The transcript is spliced from 6 exons. Bases 144 to 1190 code for a protein of 348 amino acids. The record is from RefSeq and is a predicted model, not a curated record. Lineage: Eukaryota; Metazoa; Arthropoda; Malacostraca; Decapoda; Palaemonidae.